This is a messenger RNA of Malus domestica (apple), 1410 nucleotides long. Its product is annotated as probable pectinesterase 29. Gene Ontology annotation, biological process: pectin catabolic process; cell wall modification. The record is from RefSeq and is a predicted model, not a curated record. Lineage: Eukaryota; Viridiplantae; Streptophyta; Magnoliopsida; Rosales; Rosaceae. Gene Ontology annotation, molecular function: pectinesterase activity.
GAAAACCCCAUUUCUUUUCUGUUCUGCUCUCCCCUCUCUUCUUCUCCACACAGCCAGAUAUAUAUAUAUAUAUAUAUAUAUAGAGAGAGAGAGAGAGAGAGAGAGAGAGAGACACACACACACACACAGAAUAUACACGAGCUUUAUAUAUAUACUGUUGAUUUUCUGCAAUUUAAUUUUAAUUAGGCUCAAAGAUGUCGUCGUUUUUCCAGUGUGUUGCCCUACUUUUAGUAGGUCUUGGAUUAUUUGGAGAAGCAGAUGCCCAACUGUAUAGAGUAUACGGCAAUAAGAAGAUUGCUUAUUACACCACCACCGUUGAUAAAUCCGGCCGUGGCGAUUUCACCUCCAUACAAUCUGCCAUCAAUGCUGUUCCUAAAAACAACCGGCACUGGGUUUCUAUCAAGAUCAAGGCUGGCACGUAUAGGGAAAAAGUGACUAUCCCGAGUGAUAAGCCGUACAUAAUUCUCAAAGGAGAAAAUAGGCGCCAAACACAGAUUGUUUGGGGUGAUCAUGACUCACUUGCACAAAGCCCUACUUUCGCCUCUUUCGCUGAUAAUAUCAUUGCCAGAUCCAUCACCUUUGUGAAUUCAUACAACAACCCUGUGAAUAGCAACCCUCAAAUGCCGGCAGUGGCGGCGAUGGUAGCCGGUGACAAGUUGAAAUUUUAUCGAUGUGGUUUCUUUGGGUUGCAAGACACUUUGUGGGAUGUUAGUGGUCGUCACUACUAUAAGCUUUGCACCAUCCAGGGUGCGGUCGAUUUCAUCCUCGGCAGUGGCCAAUCCAUUUUUGAGAAAUGUUCCAUAUCAGUUCUUGGUGGAGCUUUGGGACGUGGUGUGGCGGGUUUUAUCACAGCACAGGGAAGAGACAACCCAAAGGAUCCCAAUGGGUUUGUGUUCAAGGAUUGCAAAGUGACUGGUACUGGUUCAACCUUCUUGGGAAGGCCAUGGAGAGGUUACUCAAGGGUCAUAUUCUACAAUUCCAAUUUCUCAAACGUCGUCGUUCCUGAGGGCUGGGCUCCUUGGAAUAUGGUUGGCCACGAAGAGCAAUUGACGUACGCAGAGCAGGAGUGCUAUGGACCAGGAGCCAACACUUCAAAGCGAGUGAGUUGGGAAAAGAAGCUUAGCAGUGAUACAGUGCAGCAGUUUGCAAGCUUGGAAUUUAUUAAUGCUGAUGGAUGGCUCAGUGACCAGCCAUUCUAAAUUCAUUUUACUUUAAUUUUAUUUAAUUAAAUUUCAGGAGAAGCGUUAUUGCCUGCAUGUCUUGUAAAACACUCUCAAUUUCUCCAUUGUAUUCCAACAUUUCGAAGAUUGCUCGUGAAAUUUCAUGUCAAAUGUGUUCAAUGUUCAAAGAAUUGUUUGCUUGUCCCCAUUUGGAAUUGGAAGUGAUUUAUUCCCCUUCUUCUAUUUUAAA